Daldinia childiae is the source of this 1401-nucleotide messenger RNA. RefSeq names its product Nitrogen metabolite repression protein nmr. NCBI's taxonomy places the organism in Eukaryota, Fungi, Ascomycota, Sordariomycetes, Xylariales, Hypoxylaceae. The transcript has 2 exons. The record is from RefSeq and is a predicted model, not a curated record. Bases 1 to 1401 code for a protein of 466 amino acids.
AUGCCUUCCACAAAUCCCAUUCCUAUUCGGACUGACCUGGUUUUUCGACCAGUACCCAGCGAGAAAGGCAAUGCUUCCUCUCCCAAGUCCUCGACGAUGCACAGUACAAGACAUAAGCAUACGCGGUCUUCUUACUCGGAGAGCUCACCUCUUACUGCUAUGUCCAGAAACAACUCUCUGACCUAUCGCCCUCUAAAACGGUCAACACCGUCGCCAGAUAAGACCAUUGCUGUUAUUAAUGCAAGUGGUCGCCAAGCUGCCUCUUUAAUUCGGAUAGCUACCGCUGUAGGCUAUAAGGUACACGCACAGCUGCGCAAUCUGGAAGGUGUUAUAGCUUCCGAAGUAUCGAUGAACCCGAAUGUCACAGUCUUUAGCGGAGAGCUCUAUGUUAGAAACAAGCCCGACGAUAAAAGGGACGUUACCGUUCACGGGCACCUCCCAGGGAUUCUGGUCAAUCACGCUUUAAUCUCCCAGCUCUUCAACGGCGCACAGCUAGCUUUCAUCAACACGACAUUUUACGGCAACGAAAUACAUAUAGGACAAGCCAUUGCGGACGCAGCAAAAAAGGCCGGCGUCCAGCAUUAUGUAUAUUCAUCCAUGCCCGAUCACGCAGCCUAUAAUCCAGAAUGGCCCUCGCUACCCCUUUGGGCGGCCAAGCAUGAGGUAGAGAAAUACGUUCGCAAAAUAGGUUUACCAGCUACCUUCGUCUAUACCGGAAUCUACAACAACAAUUUCACGUCGCUCCGCUAUCCGCUAUUCUGUAUGGAACUACAGCCAGAUGGUUCGUUCGUGUGGCAAGCCCCUUUCCACCCGCACGCGAAGCUUCCCUGGUUGGACGCCGAGCAUGACGUUGGGCCAGCUAUUAUUCAGCUCUUUAAAGAUGGACCAGAAAAAUGGAAUGGGAAGCGCAUAGCGUUAGCUUACGAGUAUCUGACGCCCGUAGAAGCCUGUAAAGCGUUCGAGCGAGGGGUAGGCAGGCGUGUCCGCUAUAAGCACGGGCCCAUAGAAGUAAAAGUGAAGAUUCCAGAGGGUUACCGAGAACAGCUUGAGGCGCUGGAAAAGCUUUUCCCGCCAAAUAAUACCGACCCCAAGAAGCAGCCGCCGUAUUUUGGAGACCUGGAGCUCGAUAGAAGAUGUCCCGAAGAUGCUUUAGCAUUAUGGGAAGGGCCAAGGGGGCUCGAAGAAUAUGCACGCGAAAUUUUCCCACUCGAAGAAGAGGCAAACGGGAUGACUUGGAUGUUUGACGGUGACGAGGUCCCUAUAUUUGACGGCCCAAGAGAGGAAAUUGAAGAGGUGGCUGAUAAUGGAGAUGAUGAGGAUGGUGAAAAUGAUGACGAAUCCUUAGAUGAAGGGUUAAUAAUGAGAGGACUUAAGAGAGAUGAAGAAUCAUGGCUAGCAUAA